This is a messenger RNA of Arabidopsis arenosa, 1662 nucleotides long. NCBI's taxonomy places the organism in Eukaryota, Viridiplantae, Streptophyta, Magnoliopsida, Brassicales, Brassicaceae. The record is from the annotation of a GenBank genome assembly.
AUUAAUUUGUCUCUCCUCUUCUCUCUCGCUGACUCCACAAAAUUUGAGCUUUUUGUUUUGAAGUUCUUGAGAACAAGUGAAGAGCUCUUAAUAUCCACAAGACUCUCUUGUUUCUUUCUUAAAUGGCUAAAGUUUAUUGGCCGUAUUUCGAUCCUGAAUAUGAGAACUUGAGCACCAGAAUCAAUCCUCCAAGUGUUUCUAUAGAUAACACUAGCUGCAAAGAAUGCACUCUUGUCAAGGUGGACAGUAUGAACAAACCUGGAAUACUACUGGAAGUUGUGCAAGUCCUAACCGAUCUCGAUCUCACAAUCACGAAAGCUUAUAUCUCUUCUGAUGGUGGAUGGUUCAUGGACGUAUUCCAUGUCACUGAUCAACAAGGAAACAAGGUUACUGAUAGCAAAACCAUUGAUUACAUCGAGAAGGUGCUAGGACCAAAGGGUCAUGCUUCGGCUUCACAAAACGCUUGGCCUGGUAAAAGAGUCGGUGUCCAUUCAUUAGGCGACCACACAUCGAUUGAGAUUAUUGCUCGUGAUCGUCCUGGUCUAUUGUCUGAGGUCUCAGCCGUACUAGCAGACCUCAACAUCAAUGUGGUGGCUGCUGAAGCAUGGACUCACAACCGUAGGAUCGCGUGUGUCCUCUAUGUGAAUGACAAUGCAACUUCUAGAGCCGUUGAUGACCCAGAUAGAUUGUCUGCCAUGGAAGAACAGCUCAACAACGUGCUGCGUGGGUGUGAACACGAAGAUGAGAAAUUUGCUCGGACGAGUCUCUCCAUUGGGUCAACUCACGUUGAUCGAAGGCUUCAUCAGAUGUUUUUCGCUGAUAAAGACUAUGAAGCAGUGACCAAGCUUGAUGACUCUGCUUCUCGUGGACUCGAGCCCAAAAUCACAGUUGAGCAUUGCGAAGAGAAAGGUUACUCUGUGAUAAACGUGAGCUGCGAGGAUCGACCAAAGCUCAUGUUUGACAUUGUAUGCACGCUUACGGAUAUGCAAUACAUUGUGUUUCACGCCACGAUUUCAUCGAGCGGCUCUCAUGCUUCUCAGGAGUAUUUCAUUAGACACAAAGACGGUUGCACUCUUGACACAGAAGGAGAGAAAGAGAGAGUUGUCAAAUGUCUAGAAGCCGCAAUCCAUAGACGAGUCAGCGAGGGUUGGAGUUUGGAGCUCUGCGCAAAGGACAGAGUUGGAUUACUGUCGGAAGUGACAAGGAUUCUGAGAGAGCACGGGCUAUCAGUGUCUAGAGCUGGUGUGACAACAGUAGGAGAACAAGCCGUCAAUGUUUUCUAUGUGAAAGAUGCUUCAGGGAAUCCAGUGGACGUGAAGACGAUUGAGGCGUUACGCGGAGAGAUUGGACACAGUAUGAUGAUUGACUUCAAGAAUAAAGUUCCGAGCAGAAAAUGGAAAGAAGAAGGUCAAGCCGGAACAGGAGGAGGAUGGGCCAAAACCACUUUCUUCUUUGGGAAUUUGCUGGAGAAGUUACUGCCUUGAGAGAAAAGGUAAUUAUAAAUGUGUGGAUAAAAUGUACUGUAAAAUGUGUAUUAUGUAUGAUCUAGAGGGCCUUAGUGUGGUGUAUGACUUGGUCAGGGAUUUUGGUGGUUUGCCCGAAACUAAACCGAACCAAAACUGGUUUUCGGUUACUUAGUCAUAGUAAAAUGAACAUGUGUAU